CCUCCUGCCGCCGGGAUCGCGGGCACCUCCAGCCGAUCGCUGGGAAGGGUUUCCAGAAGGUGGGAAAUGUCACCUGAUUCACACUGAACUUUUAAAAGCUCCCCGCCCCCCAGGAGCCGCGCACACCGCGCGCGGCCGCCCGCCCGCUGCCCCACACCCCGGGAGACCGCCCACCGCACGCCCGGAGACCCCGGCCGCAUUUAAGCGCGGCGGCGCCCGGCUCCCGACGUCCAUUGAAGCGCGCGGCGGCCGGCGGCGAGCGCGGGGCUGCGCCAGGAUCGCUGCGCCCUCCGCCGCCCGCCUCUGCGCCCGCCCGGGCCCCCGCCGCUGCUCGCCCCGCGCCUCCCCCGAGAUGGGCCGCUCCCGGCACCCGCCCGGCGGGCUCUGCCUGCUGCUGCUGCUGCUCUGCCAGUUCCUGGAGGACCGCAGCGCCCAGGCCGGGAACUGCUGGCUGCGCCAGGCCCGGAACGGCCGCUGCCAGGUGCUGUACAAGACGGAGCUGAGCAAGGAGGAGUGCUGCGGCACCGGCCGCCUCAGCACCUCGUGGACCGAGGAGGACGUCAACGACAACACGCUCUUCAAGUGGAUGAUUUUCAACGGGGGCGCCCCCAACUGCAUCCCCUGCAAAGAAACGUGCGAGAACGUGGACUGUGGGCCCGGGAAGAAAUGCCGCAUGAACAAGAAGAACAAACCCCGCUGCGUCUGCGCCCCGGACUGCUCCAACGUCACCUGGAAAGGCCCGGUCUGCGGCCUGGAUGGCAAAACCUACCGCAACGAGUGUGCGCUCCUCAAGGCCAGGUGCAAAGAGCAGCCCGAGCUGGAGGUCCAGUACCAGGGCAAAUGCAAAAAGACCUGCCGGGAUGUCUUCUGUCCAGGAAGCUCCACGUGUGUGGUAGACCAGACCAAUAACGCCUACUGUGUGACCUGUAACCGGGUCUGCCCAGAGCCCCCCUCCUCGGAACAGUACCUGUGUGGCAACGACGGGGUGACCUACUCCAGCGCCUGUCACCUGCGGAAGGCAACCUGCCUCCUGGGCAGGUCCAUCGGACUGGCGUACGAGGGAAAGUGUAUCAAAGCAAAGUCCUGUGAGGACAUCCCCUGCAGUGGUGGGAAGAAGUGUCUAUGGGACUUCAAGGUUGGCCGAGGCCGGUGCUCCCUGUGCGACGAGCUGUGCCCGGAGAGCAAGUCCGAGGAGCCCGUCUGUGCCAGCGACAAUGCCACCUACGCCAGCGAGUGCGCCAUGAAGGAGGCCGCCUGCUCCGCGGGCGUGCUGCUGGAAGUGAAGCACUCCGGACCUUGCAACUGAUCUGCCCGUAAAACCUGAGCCAUUGAUUCUUCAGAACUUUCUGCAGUUGUUGACUUCAUAGAUUAUGGUGGUGUUUUUUUGUUUUUGUUUUUGGUGGUUUUUUUUUUUAAGUAUUUAAAAAAAAAACGUGUUGCAGAAGAGCAGGUGCCAAAAAUAAAAUAUUAAAAUAAAAUAAAGCAUCUCCCUGCGAGUCACGUACAAGUCACCGCUGUAAAGUGGCUGGCAGAGGGCUUGGCCACGUACCCUGAGCUGCUCUGCGCUGGUGUUGUCCGCAUUAAACAGCAGCUCCCUGUGUUCCCCCAUCUAGCCAUUUCGGAAGACACCGAGGAAGAGGAGGAAGACGAAGAUCAGGACUACAGCUUCCCCAUAUCUUCCAUUCUAGAGUGGUAAAGCCGCCAGCAGUGUUCAGUGUUGGCCUAGCCUCUGGGCAGAAAACAAAAAGGAAAGAAAGAAAGAAUAUAUAUUGUCCAUACUGUACAUAAGUGUAUGCUUAUUUAUUUGGGGGGAAAGUAUCCAUAGAGGACCUUGGUCCUCCAGCUCUCUCCCAGGCCACCUGUCACUCCUCGGACCCAGAGGGGCCGCCUUGUGAGGUCUGCUGGAUGAGGCCCGUCGUCGAGACGUGUAGACAUUUAUUUAUACUGUGUCAUGUUUUAUAAUUUAUACAUAAAAUGUCUGGUUGACUGUACACCUUGUUUUUGAAGAAAUUUAUUCGUGAAAGGAAGAGCAGUUGUUAUUUAUUGUGAGGUCUCUUGCUUGUAAAGUGAAAGCUUUGUUUGCCUUGUAAACCAUGAAACCAUUCCUUCCCGGUCACGCACUCCCCCGCCCGCCCCCUCCGUCGCGCCGUCCGCAGGCCCCGCUCCACUUGAACGCACUUGCAUGUCGGUGUGUCCUGUUUAUUUAUUGGAUUCUCUGCUGCCUGUUCUGUACGUACACGAUCCCUCGGGUUUUGUUUACAAGGAAUCUUGACUGACCAAACGGCAUUGUAACUGGCUCCGACCGGAGGUACAGGGGCGCCAGCUUUGAGGAAACUCCUGCUUCAGUUCUCCGGUUGCGACGGAGACGGUUGCGAGACUGAGGUGAUGGCGACCUGAGACUUCCAAUAAUCAGUACUUUUAAGAUGUUCCAGAUCCAAAGAAAUGGAGUGAUGGGUGUCGGGGGGCUGCCCGAGGGGGUGUUGCACACUCGACUUUUGUUGGGUGCUUCCUGGAAGCUGGGCUCCUGUACCUUUAAAUUCGUUCUUUUUCAACCAGUGUGUCACUACACGUUAUGGCAGAGCUUUCUCAGUUCAAGUUUCUUGCUUUUCAUAAUACUUUUUUUCUGAUGCAAUUUUAUAUUUUCAAACAUGGCAAGUUAAAUAAAAAUUCAUUUAAAUAUAUAGUUUUGUACUUUUCUACCAUGUAAAUGUGCAAUGUAUAUAAAAGUUAUAAUGUGUAUUUGUAAAUAAAUGAUGAGUGAAAAAAUAAAAAAAUUUUAAAAAGCCAAA
Myotis myotis is the source of this 2789-nucleotide messenger RNA. RefSeq names its product follistatin (gene FST). NCBI's taxonomy places the organism in Eukaryota, Metazoa, Chordata, Mammalia, Chiroptera, Vespertilionidae. The record is from RefSeq and is a predicted model, not a curated record. Gene Ontology annotation, biological process: regulation of BMP signaling pathway; negative regulation of activin receptor signaling pathway; multicellular organism development. The coding region runs from base 353 to 1306 and encodes 317 amino acids. Gene Ontology annotation, molecular function: activin binding; protein binding. The transcript has 6 exons.